Messenger RNA from Anneissia japonica, 7238 nucleotides. RefSeq names its product inactive rhomboid protein 1-like. Gene Ontology annotation, molecular function: serine-type endopeptidase activity. Gene Ontology annotation, cellular component: endoplasmic reticulum membrane. The transcript has 20 exons. Bases 245 to 3091 code for a protein of 948 amino acids. Gene Ontology annotation, biological process: regulation of epidermal growth factor receptor signaling pathway; regulation of protein secretion. The record is from RefSeq and is a predicted model, not a curated record. NCBI's taxonomy places the organism in Eukaryota, Metazoa, Echinodermata, Crinoidea, Comatulida, Comatulidae.
UUGUCUUUUUUCUUCGCAAAAAUUCUGAACUUGUCGGCGGCAGGAGAUAAACCUGGCCUACAGCAGGCUAUAAUACCUUUAAUAUUCGAUUAUUUUUAUUCUUUGUACGGAGUUUGGCAUGUUCAAUAUAACACUAUUUUAUAGGGAUUUAGAUUUUAUAUUACACUGGAGUUAGGUGACUUCAAAUUGUAUCUUAAUAAUCGUGAACGAACAAGGUGGGAGAAGCCGUCAGUGAUAAGGGAUCAUGGCCGGUAGGUAUGGGCGGCAGGGAUACCAGUUGGCGACUGAUCACAACACCAUCGAGAUGAACCCGGUCCACGGUCCUAUGUCACCGACGAGGUCUGAUCCCGGUACAUUUGGAGAAGCUUUUAAAAGCGGUACAUGGAAAAAAAACAAGACAAACACGUGUAGCUCAAAUAAAACGCUACAAGGGUUUGACAGAAGAAGUCGACUUCAAAGUUAUGCAAACAACUUCUUUGGUGUCGGAGACGAUUGUCAAGAAGAUAGUAAACGAUGGGAGCGGCGGCGCUCCCGUCACUUGAGCCGCCGGCACGGAGGUUUAAAAAAGGACGUUGAAGAGAGAAUGGAAGAAGCUGAGAUGGAGUCUAUAAUGGGUCUGGUCCCUCAUGUUGUUGAUCCAUUUGCUUCUGGGAAGAAAGGCAAAGGCCCUGUGCGUUAUCAAGCUUUGAGAAAAUGGAACGAAGUGAAAAGUAAAGCCAAGCCCAGGGCAAAAGGAGACGAAAUUGAUGGAGCACGCCGAGCUUACCAGAGUUCACAGGCCCAUUCUGUUGCCACGACAACCGGCACAUCUAGUACGUACAAGAGAGCUUUAUCACGACAGUUAUCUCGGCAGAGGAGUAAACGACAGUCAGUAGCUAAAAUGGGAUGGGACGCACUUAAGUCAACUCUUGGACGCCCUCAACCAAAGACGAGUAGAUCUCAGGACACGCUGGUGCACCAACGUCCGCCCAUGAUUCAUAGUCGUAGCUUUGCACCAGCCAAUACUAUGAUGGACGAAAUAGAUGAUUCAGAUAUGGAUUUUUCUUUUUUUUCUCCAACAUUUAUGUCCCCAAUGUCCGAGGAUAGGUAUGAUGAUGUGUUCUUUGACUUUUCACCAAAGGCUGAACGAAGAAAUAUGCCCCUACCCUCGAGGCCCUCCCAAUCACCGAUUAAGCAGUCCAGCGAUGCCUCCAGCUUGCCCAAUCUCCCUGGCAUGGAAACGCUUUCCAACCAAGCUGGUAAGAUCAAAGAUGCAGUUAAGAAAGUUCAUAAGAGAGGAAAACAUAAAAUGAAAGAUUCUGCGUCAUCUGAACAAAUGGAUGAUGAACCACUGAUGGGCAACAUGACUGUACCUAGUCCUGGUGCGGGGGACAAAAUGGACAAAUCAAAAGCCGCUGCAUUUAGUCAAAUGAUACAAAAUACAGAGUGUCAAAAGACGCCUACAGGUAUAGGAUGGAGAAAAAAGAAGGAAGACCGUUUUGACCCACCGCUGUACAAAAGUCCACCCCCAGAAGUUGAAAUGGACCUUACAGAUUCUGCACGGCCGCAGAAAGACAUACCUGGAAGACGGAAUAAAAUUGCCGAGAAAGUAAUGGCAGCGGCGUUCAAUCAUUCGGAGCGACGUCAGAUCGGUAAAGGAUUAGUGGGCCGCAUUUUGAAUAGAAGCUAUCGUAAACAAAGGCUGGACAGUGAGGUCAAAGAGCAACUAGAAAGUAUUGAAGAUCAUAGGCCUUAUUUUACAUACUGGUUAACAACGGUCCAUGUUGUCAUAUUAAUAAUAUCGCUUGUCUUCUAUGGGUUUGCACCAAUAGGGUUUACAUAUACACAGAGAAGAGAUUUGGUUUUACAAGCAAAUUUAGUUGUAGAAACUGUUGGUUACAUGGAGCCAGACAAUUUUUGGAUUGGUCCGCGACCGGCUGAUCUUAUACAUCUUGGUGCCAAGUAUUCCCCAUGCAUGCAUCGAGAUGAACAAGUUUAUGUACUUUUAGCAGAUAUCCGAAAGGAAGAAAAUAAUACCGGUUGUUGCAUCCGUACAGACAAUGCAGGAUGCGUACAAACGAAUAUUGAGGAAUGUUCAACAAGUUUUGCAACUUUUGCAAAAUGGUCAAUAAAGCGAGAUAGUCCAAGCAAUAGAAGAACCUCAGGUCCAGUCUGUGGUCAAGAUUAUAGGACAUGCAAAGUCCCAGCUUCUGUAAAACCCAAUGAGUGGCCUGAUGACAUCACAAAGUGGCCGAUUUGUAAAGAGGGGUUUGAAGACUCAGAGCUUCCUCACACAACAUGUGACUUAACAGGCCGACCAUGCUGCAUAGGUAUUGAUGGAACGUGUAAAAUAGUGAGCCAACAGUACUGUGACUUUGUGAAAGGCUAUUUCCACCCAGAGGCGGCACUAUGUUCACAGGUGGAUUGUCUAAAUGAUGUUUGUGGGUUAAUUCCAUUUGGCAAUAAAGAAAAACCUGAUCAAAUUUAUCGUCUUUGGCUGUCGCUGUUUCUUCAUGCUGGUAUCUUCCAUUGUAUAUUGAGUAUAAUAAUGCAGAUGACGAUUCUUCGAGAUCUUGAAAAGUUAGCGGGUUGCCUUCGCAUUGCUAUCAUAUACCUUGUCAGUGGGAUUGGCGGUAACUUAAUGAGUGCCAUCUUUAUACCAUACAGAGCAGAGGUUGGUCCAGCGGGCGCACAGUUCGGUCUGUUAGCAUGUCUGGUUGUCGAGGUUCUCCAAAACUUCCAAAUACUACGGAAUCCAGGUUCAGCUCUUGGCAAGCUGUUAUUAAUAAUUUCGGCGCUUUUUGUCUUAGGUCUUCUACCGUGGAUCGAUAACUACGCGCAUUUGGGCGGCUUCAUCUGCGGCACUUUACUGUCUUUCAUCUUUCUACCGUACGUCUAUUUUGGAGAAUUUGAUCGAAAUCGGAAGCGGAUACAAAUAGUGAUCUCAACAAUUCUCUUACUGUUGUAUUUUAUAUUAAUGUUUAUAAUCUACUACCUCAAACCACUGCGAGACUGUAAGUGGUGUUCCUACUUUAACUGUGUCCCGCUAACUGAGGACUUCUGUAGCGACAUGGACGUCAAACUUACUGAUGAAUUACAUCCAACAAGAUAACCUUUGGAAAAAUACAUACAGAAAAAUUAUUAUAUGGAAUGAUUUGAAUUUGUCAAACACCUGAUACUGGGCAUGAGUAAAAUAGACUGAACACAUGUGUUUUAGGUAUAAUGCAAAUGUAAGAUGAACUUACAGGUAGUAGUACUGGCAAAACAUUGGUGUCAAUUGAUCAUUUUAUGCAAAUAAUCAGGUUAAAGGUCAAUGGUAUCUAUAAAGACCAUUUUAGAAUACACGUAUAUUUUAUAUACAAAAUGACUUUACUAAUUAAGAUUACAUCCAUCUUUGAGGACAUGCUUGACUGAUAACAUUCUUUAUACUUUUUGCAUUACUUUGUUGUUUUUGAAAAUUCACAGGAUUACACAAUUUACUGUGUUUGUACAGUAUACAUAUAGUUGAAUAUAUUAUAUAUAAGAAUAUAGAAAAUAUUGGAUUUUAAAGUUCAUUUUUUCAACGAGAUGAUAAUUAGUCAAGCAUGAUUUUUUACUCUGAUGUGGAAUCAUCUACAACUCUGACCAGACUAUCAAAUUUCCUUCGAAAACAAAACUGUUGUAUGCCCAUUAUAUAGUCAUGAUGUGCCUUUAUAUGGUCAUCAUGUGAUGUCAUCAGGAACAUGUUUAGGCAAAGGUAAAAAUAGAUGAGCUGUACUAGUCUGAUAUAUUAGUAACUAAAACACUAAACAUGAAGUACUUAAUGAAGUCUUAAUUGCAAUACACUAUAUUUGGGCAUGUUACAUAACAACAAAUGAAGUUUGAUUGUCUGAACAGGACUUAAUGCAUAUCGAUCAACCACUAGGAAUCAUUGAAAUGCCGCUAAGACUUCUGGGAAAUAUCUUUACAAAUGUAAAAUGUGAUUAUAUAUGUAUAUUACACAUGAUUACUUUUAAACUUUUUGUACUUAACAAUCUUUUUUUUUAUCUUUUUUUAAUUUUUUUUUUUUAUUAAACUAGAAUAGGUUUGCCAAUAUCAAGCAAUAACUUACUGUUUACUUGUGUGAACUUUUUAGUUGUAAAAAUAUUCUAUAGAUUACAAUGAACAUAAAUAAUGAUACUGUAAUCAAAAAAUUCCAUGUAUGAUCUAGAAAUGUAUGAAUGAGUUAAACAUUUUUUGGUGCUUUAAUUAAUUUAAUUCCUGUAUGUUAUUUUACUAUUUUUAAAAUUAUAAUAUGAUUUAUUUUGCCAGAAAUUAUCUAAAUAUUAAUAUUUGUUAUUAAAACAUUUGCAAUUUUUUUUCCUGCCUUAAAAUUAUUUUUAUAACUUGUAACAGUUUAGAAUGAAAGAAUUACAUUUUUGGAUCAUACAACAAAUAUAUAGAACUACAUACAGUAAGUUCCAAAUUUUAAGAAUUCUUAUAUAGUUGAACCAAUAUUUUGUAUUCCUGUUUUAAUCCAAACCGAAUGGAUCAAAUUCACUAAAUACGAUUCAGGAUUCUUACAUGCGGAUUAACUACCUAAUAUUUAUUGCUGGACUACUUAAUUAACACUCACAACUAAAGUUUUAGUUGUAACAUUAAUUUUUAUUUUUAAUAGUUUAGAUCUUUUUAAAAAAUUAAUGUUUACAUUAUGCCUCAUUAAUUGAACAAGUGUAUGUGUUACUAGACAGGUGGUGGUUGUCUGGUAAAGCCUCCAGUUGGACAGGCCAAGCCCCUUUCAUUUUAGGCCACAACUUGGACCAAAAGAAAUGUUGUGUUUUGGGGGUGGGAGGUAAAUUUAAAAACAAAAGCAUCACAGAACAGCCUAAAAUGACCAAAAAUUGGUAGUUGUAGACAGCAGGGGACUAAGCCCUGGACCCCCAGGGCUUCAUUAAUGGACCCUGCCAGAUUGGACAAAUCCUGGAAUAGUCACUGGCUGAAAGUGGUAGAUAUAUAAGUCAGUGCUUGGUAUGACUUUAUUAAAAACCUCCGUUCAUAAUAGCCGUCUCUGCAAGGUUGAGUACUUGUUUGCUUGCUUGAGUAAUUGAUUGAUUGAUUAAAUAAUUGAUUGACAUGUAGCAGCGUUCAUCCACUGUUUUAUGGAAAACAGGUAUGGGAAACAGAUAUUAAAUAAUUUUUACUUUAUACAGGAAUGCAAUAUAAAUAUUGAAUCAGCAUUUUUUAUGAGUGUGAUGGUUAUUUAUUGUGCAAUAUUCUUAUUUGAUUUAGUAUGCUAUAAUUUAUUGAUUAUUGAAAUUCUUUAUAUAUUUAAUCAUGGAAUAUUUUUAACUGACAGUAAAAACCCUAAUAACAUCCAUAGUUCAAUCAUCAUUAUUAUCGGACAAAGUUUUUAUUAAAAUUAUGUGCUUCAUAGACAAAAUUAAUCUUAGCAAAUUUUGAUUGGUACCUUGAUUUCUUUCCCACAAUGCUCUGUGGUAAACCUUAUUUGCAUAGUGGAAGCAUGUGGCAUUAUAGUGCUAUGACUUUAGCCUUCCAGUAUGGGUUCGAGUCUGAGGAUUGUGACUUUUUUCAGACGUGGUAUUUUAUCCCAUUUAUAUCUGUCCACCCAGGAUUAUAAGUAGAAACCUGGUAGAGUCAAUUGCCAAUGACUAAAUUAAUAGGGGCAUAAUAGUGGAGUACAAGCGAGAGCUAAGCAUGUGUUCGCCAGGUUGUUCCCUAGGAGUUUGACCUGCUUUUGACCGUUUCACCCCCAAACACCUUGUGAAUUGAUCAUGUCUAUUUUUAAUCAGUAAUUUACAGUGGCAUAACGAAGAGUUAUGGGGCCUGGGGAGAGGGGGUGAGAAAAUGUUGUGGGCCCCAUGUCAUAUUUUCACUUUCGAAGUGUCCGAGGUGUGGAUAAUAUCCCAACUAAAAGUAUGACUGAAAUAUGCCCUUUGAGUGUUUAACCAUAAUUCAACUUUUUUUCCCACAAAAAUUACAAAUUGUGCAUAUAUCAUUCAUUGUUGAUGUUUUUGGUAAUUGGUCAUCAAUCGUUUUAUUUUUUUUUUAAUUAUAAGGUACUAUUCAAACAGUAAACACUAGACCAACACUGAAUUCAGACUAUUCGGGGUCCCUUUCGACUGAGGGCCCAGGGCUUCGCUCCCCGAGAGCUCACAGGCUUUUCGCCACUGGUAAUUCAUUCAUGAAUUUAUUCUGGCAGUUGUGUGUAUUAUUUAUGACUUGAUUGUACAGUGUUUAUUUUAGUAGCAUCUAAUAUGUACAGUAUAUUGUUAUGUUUAUAAGUUUAUGGUUUGUUACGUUUUUAUUUGUAAUUGAAGAAUGCAUUUCUGGUACUAGUGCUGCAUAUUUUUAUGGUUUGUAAAUCGUUUGCACCAUCUUGUAAAGCUGAUUUUUGUUUUAAAGGCAUUGACUGAUAUACAGUAUUAUCUGGAUGCUAAUCAAAUGUUUUCCUUUUCUAAAUUUAAUUUACAUCCGACAGUGGGUGUUUUUUUCACUUGCAGGUUUGGAAACGAAAUUAUAAUCAUCAUUUUGCUGCUAAAUUCAUGAAAAUUGUAUUCCCUUCAUAACAUUUGGCACCGGAAAUACAUGUUGUGGUUCCAUUUCCUUUAAUAAAUGCACUUCAGCAUAUUUGGUCAAUGGCAUUCCUUUUUAGCAUGAAGAAUAAUAUUUGAUUAUUAAAAUACUGGCAUUUUCCUUGAGGUUGAACAAAGUGAAAUAGCCCCAAACAUGAAUAACAACUAAUGAACACACGUUGAACUUGCUAAAGUCGAAUCUAAAAUGGCAUUGACAAAUGUUUUGACUUGGAUAAACUUUGAUUUACAGAUCGUUAAUGUAAAACAACAAUUUGGCAUGUAAAAUAAGAUCGACUUAGAAAUUAUUUGAGUUGGGCAAAUUCGACUUAGGCAAGUUCAACUGUAUAUAUUAUUUGGAUUAUUAUAGUUAGAAUUAAAGCUAAUUUAUUCAACCACUUAAAAAGGAAAGACUUAUUGUUAGUAAACUUCCAUCAUAUCAUGAUACCGAAAAAUAUAAGAGUAUCAUUAUCCCAGUUUUAUUCUGUUUAUAGUUUUCUAAUGGUUGUAUAACUUGUUUUACUUUAAAAUUUAGAAAAAGGAAAUGUUACCUAACACGAAAAUGAAAGAAUGAAGAAGUUGUAGGUAAUGAAACAUUGGUUUGGAGUGUAAAAUAAGGUCUUCUACCAAAGCCAAUACAGAUACAGAAUGCAUGUUCAGGGAAAACUGAAUUUGAGGUGAUACUGAGAAUAAAAUUCUCAUGCGUCAUAA